AUGGCGGACCAGAGUGAAGAUGGACUUUUGGGGCUAAAUAAACCCCAAGAACUUUCUGUAAAUCGAUUUUCAUACCCUCUCCAUCGCCAGGUGUUGUCCACUUGGAUUACGACCUUCGUUAUGUUCCGUUCUCUUCAAGUACGACACGUCCAGCUCAGUCGAGCACUCGCUACACAUGCGUCCGCGCCUGCAACUCGAUCGCUCACUCGGAACGACUGGACAAAGCAAGAAAUCCAACAGAUCUAUGAUACGCCACUUUUAGAGCUUGUAUAUCGCGCAGCCUCUGUUCAUCGACAGCACCAAGACCCAACGAAAAUACAAUUAUGCACACUUAUGAAUAUUAAAACCGGAGGAUGUUCCGAGGAUUGUUCCUAUUGCUCACAAUCAUCGCGAUAUUCGACGCCAACCAAAGCGUCUCGUUUGAUCGAGCUGGAGCCGGUGUUGGAGGCAGCUCGGAAGGCAAAAGAGAACGGAAGCACUCGGUUCUGCAUGGGCGCGGCAUGGAGAGAUCUUGCCGGUCGGAAACGAGGAUUUGAGAAAAUUCUUGAAAUGGUCCGGGAAGUCCGCGGCAUGGGUAUGGAGGUUUGCACCACUCUUGGAAUGCUCUCUCCGGAACAGGCCCGUCAGCUUAAGGAGGCAGGGCUUACUGCUUAUAAUCAUAACCUUGAUACUUCUCGCGAGUUUUACCCCCAGGUUAUCACGACCCGUUCGUACGAUGAACGACUUGACACUAUUAGCGCUGUGCGCGAUGCAGGCAUCAGCGUAUGCUCAGGCGGUAUUCUUGGGCUUGGAGAGAGCGAUGCCGAUCGAGUUGGAUUAAUUUAUGAGGUUUCCAAUAUGCCAGAGCACCCUGAAUCUUUCCCCGUUAACGCCCUUGUCCCAAUCCCUGGUACUCCCUUGGAGGGAAAUGACAUUGUUCCCUACCAUACGUUGAUCCGCACCAUCGCGACCGCCCGAAUUGCAAUGCCAGCGACAAUCAUUCGUCUGGCCGCAGGUCGGAACACUCUGGCGGAAUCAGAGCAGGCGUUGUGUUUCAUGGCAGGCGCCAAUGCUGUCUUCACAGGAGAACAAAUGCUCACGACACCUUGUUCACCAUGGGAUGAGGAUAAGGCCAUGAUGGAUCGUUGGGGUCUUUCGGGAAUGCGCAGCUUUGAGCAGGAGAACGUUGCAAAGAAGGAGGGAUCCAGAUUAGAGGAAGCCCCUGAAGCGGUGGAGCGUCAAGCAGACGCGCAAUAGAUGGCGAAAUUGAAACCUGAGCCUGUGUUGUAGACCGGAAUGUAAAAUCUAAAUGUACUUUGAGCCCAGA
Molecule: messenger RNA, 1306 nt
Organism: Laccaria bicolor S238N-H82
Lineage: Eukaryota; Fungi; Basidiomycota; Agaricomycetes; Agaricales; Hydnangiaceae
Gene: LbBioB
Product: biotin synthase, BioB
Exons: 10
Coding region: 1-1236 (411 amino acids)
Biological process (GO): biotin biosynthetic process
Cellular component (GO): mitochondrion
Molecular function (GO): 2 iron, 2 sulfur cluster binding; biotin synthase activity
Source: RefSeq, a predicted model, not a curated record